Messenger RNA from Cucurbita maxima (winter squash), 1468 nucleotides. Its product is annotated as cyclin-D1-1-like. The transcript has 6 exons. Gene Ontology annotation, biological process: mitotic cell cycle phase transition; regulation of cyclin-dependent protein serine/threonine kinase activity. Gene Ontology annotation, molecular function: cyclin-dependent protein serine/threonine kinase regulator activity. NCBI's taxonomy places the organism in Eukaryota, Viridiplantae, Streptophyta, Magnoliopsida, Cucurbitales, Cucurbitaceae. The coding region runs from base 220 to 1209 and encodes 329 amino acids. The record is from RefSeq and is a predicted model, not a curated record. Gene Ontology annotation, cellular component: cytoplasm; cyclin-dependent protein kinase holoenzyme complex; nucleus.
UGUUGUCUCUCAGCUCUGACGGUUCUGUUCUGUCCCCAACGGAGUUUCUAAAUUUUUCCGUUACAAUUUGUAUGUAUACAACCCAACUUCCUUUCUUCAUUUCUCAUCCAAAUUCAUCUUCCUCUCACUACCUUUCUCGUUUGGAAUCUCCGGCGGCCUUUCUGAAUCGGAUGGGGAUGAUGGUGGCCGGAAGAGAAUGAGGGAUACGCACUUCCGAUCAUGUCGAUCUCUUCUUCCUCCAAUUGCUUCAUUGACUCUCACCUACUCUGUGAUGAGGACUCCUCCGGUAUUUUGUCUGGAGAGUCGCUGGAGUACUUGACGGAUUUUGAAUCGGCGGAUAGUAGUGAGGAUUCUAUCGCUAGUUUCAUAGAGGACGAGAAGCACUUCGUUCCUGGAAUUGAUUACUUGUCGCGCUUUCAGUCUCAAUCGCUGGACUCUUCCGCUAGAGCUGACUCUGUUGCAUGGAUUCUCAAGGUUCACUCGUAUUACGGUUUUCAACCACUCACCGCAUACCUCUCCGUGAACUACUUGGAUCGUUUCCUUUAUUCUCGCCCCUUGCCGGAAACAAAUGGGUGGAAGAUGCAGCUCCUUUCAGUGGCUUGUUUGUCACUUGCAGCAAAAAUGGAGGAACCCCUUGUUCCUUCUUUCCUGUAUCUCCAGAUUGGAGGAGCAAAACAUAUAUUUGAGCCUAGAACAAUACGUAGGAUGGAGCUUCUUGUGCUGACAACUUUGAAUUGGCGGCUGCGAUCUGUAACGCCCUUGAGCUUUAUCGGAUUCUUCGCCUACAAAGUUGAUCCCAGCGGAACAUUUUCCAGUUUUCUCAACUCACGCUCCACAGAAAUUAUUCUGUCCAAUCUUCGAGACGCUAGCUUUCUCGAGUACUGGCCCUCCUGCAUUGCUGCCGCAGCCUUACUAUGUGCGGCAAAUGAAAUUCCAAAUUUGACCCUCUUGAAUCCUGAACACGCCGAGUCCUGGUGCAACGGACUGAACAAAGAAAAAAUUGGUGGGUGUUAUCGGCUAAUGCAGCAGCCGUUAGCAUCGAAAGUGAUAGUGCCACUCCGAGUCCGAAUCCGAGCUGGGUUGAGGUACAUUGACUCAUCAUCCUCAUCCUCCCCAUCAUCAACAUUACCUUUUAAAAGAAGAAAAUUGAAUAAUUGCGUGUACCCAGAAGAUGACAAAGAAAAUUCCGAACUUAGAGAAGAUCAGUAAAUUUAAAAAGAAAGAAAGAAAUAUCUAUAUAUAUAAUUAGAGGAGCAAGGAUUAAGGAGAAAACUGGAAAGGGACCAAGAUUGAUGAUACGUCGUCGUAUACAUUUUGGGUAAUUUCCAAAAUAAGAAAUAAAAAUUUGUUGGUGGGGGAGAGAGUGAGGCUUGCACAAGGGAAGGAGGAAGUUUUGUUGCUGUAGAACAUAUUAUAAUUCUGGUGUGAAACAAACAAAGGAAGGUUACAUAAUUUUAUUUUUAUUUAU